Malania oleifera is the source of this 2175-nucleotide messenger RNA. Its product is annotated as cyclic dof factor 3-like. Gene Ontology annotation, molecular function: DNA-binding transcription factor activity; DNA binding. The transcript is spliced from 2 exons. Bases 157 to 1599 code for a protein of 480 amino acids. NCBI's taxonomy places the organism in Eukaryota, Viridiplantae, Streptophyta, Magnoliopsida, Santalales, Ximeniaceae. The record is from RefSeq and is a predicted model, not a curated record. Gene Ontology annotation, biological process: regulation of DNA-templated transcription.
ACAGCACUGCCAACCGAUCCCACCACCGAUAUAAGCCCAAAACACGCCGUCCGCCGCAGCCCGCCGCCGGUUACGCUAGCGCCCCUGCUCAACACUCGCUCGUUCGAUUACCUUUUUCUCGUUGGCGACUUUCCUCGCGUUUUCUGGAGGGAGAAAAUGCUAGAAACGCAAGACCCAUCAAUUAAGCUGUUUGGUAGGACAAUUCCCUGGUCGGCCACGGGCGAGUCCCAGGUCGUCUCUGGCGACGACUCUACCGACACUUCUGGCGCUACUGCUGCUGAAAAUUCUGAUAAUGAUUUGUCUUCCGAGGAGAAGAAGAAAGAGAGUGGAACGCAGAGUGAAGCAACAGAGGAGUUAGAAGAAGAGAAGGAUGUUCAAGCAGGAAAACCCACUGAUGCCCCACCUCAUACUUCAGAAGAAUCUAUGAAUCCACAAACAUCAUUGGGGCUUAACGAGAACCCGAGCGCACCUUCUAUUGAUGAGCAAAAUGCAGCAUCAAAGGCUUCCAAGACCGAGAAAGAUGGUAAAGCAAAUAACCCCCUGGAGAAAAGUCUUAAAAAAAUAGACAAAAUACUCCCAUGCCCUCGCUGUAAUAGCGUGGAAACAAAGUUUUGCUACUACAACAAUUACAAUGUCAAGCAACCCCGUCAUUUCUGCAAAAGUUGUCAAAGAUAUUGGACGGAUGGUGGUACGAUGAGGAAUGUGCCUGUGGGAGCUGGCCGUCGCAAGAACAAGAACUCUGCCUCACAUUAUUGUCAGAUCUCCAUCUCUGAAGCUCUCCAGACGGCUCAAAUUGAUACCCAGAAUGGAAUUCAUUCCCCCAAAUUUAAAAGAAAUGGCAUGGUGCUCAAAUUCAAUUCGGAUGCAUCCCUUUCGGAAUCCAUGGCUUCUGUUUUAAAUAUUGCGAGCAAAACAAUAUGGAACGGUGUGCAAAAUGAGCUUCAUAAACCUGAACAGCCAGAGAUUCCACUUCCGCGCAAAGUUGGCGAAAAUGGUGAUGCUUCUAUCAAUGGUUUAAAUUCAACAGAGGAUGGAGGAAAGAAUCACACUCAAGAGCCAAUAGCACAAAACUUUCAUGGCUUCCCCACUCUCCCUGGAGUCGCUUGGCCUUAUCCGUGGAAUGCUGCAGUCCCCCCACUGGCCUUCUGUCAUCCUGCAUUUCCCAUGUUCUAUCCUGCAAAUUACUGGAAUUCUACUCUCCCGAGCACUUGGAGCACUCCUUGGUUGUCUCCCCCAGCUUCAUUCCCAGACCAAAAUGUUUCAACCUCUGGUACAAAUUCUCCAACCUUGGGGAAACAUUCUAGGGAUGGGAACACGCUCAAGCGCAAUUCAGAGGAAGAGGAAUCACCAAAGCAAAAGAUUUCAGAGAGAAAUAUUUGGGUUCCUAAAACUUUGAGGAUUGAUGAUCCUGAUGAAGCUGCAAAGAGUUCUAUAUGGGCAACAUUGGGAAUUAAAAAUGAAUCAAUCUGCAAGGAAGGGCUUUUUAAGCCCUUUGACCGUAAGGCUGACAAGAAGAAUCAUAUACAUGAAAGCUCUCCAGCAUUGCAGGCAAAUCCCGCUGCCUUGUCUAGAUCCCUCAACUUCCGUGAGAGCUCCUAAUCACACACCUUAUAGGACAGGAGUUUCAUUUUGGUACACGAAACACUAUUGAACUUCUCAUAACCGUGUUUAUUCACCCAAGAUAGGUCCUAUAUUCAUGUUGAAAAAAUUUUACGACCACAACAUCACAGAAGAAGAUUGGGAGUUCAGCUGAUCCUUGGUUUUUCUCUAUGGGGAGAGUUCCUAUUAUAGAAGCUCAAGUAGAGACUUGUUUCAAUCUUCUUGUGUUGGUGAAAGCCAUACCAUCUUAGUUCUAUUAGUGAGUUUGAGUAUGUACAUGCCUCUUUUUUAUAUACUGACAUAAAAUAAGUGGUGGUUUGGGUGGGGGGAAGUGUGAUGGAUCUACUAAAACCCACAUGUAAUAUGAUGAAGUCUAAAACCUAAACCUGGAAUGGAUCUGUAUGAGCAUUUUCUUCUGGGUGUUCUGCAAUAAGAGGAUUGCUGCAUUUAUAUGUUUUGAGUUUUGGAGAGAUGGGUAGCCCUCAACUUUUCAAAGAGGGGAAAAUAUUAUGUAAAAUCUUGAAUGCAGUUGUCUCAUCAACACCAAAAGGGUUGAGUAUUUGUUCUUCUUGGACA